AUGCCGUCCUCUAUUGAGGAGUCACUCUUUCUGCGGCAAGGGUUGCCGUUGCAAGCCGCCCCCAACGUGUCGUGGCUCUCCGCAGCCCUUGUCCUUCCUCUCACGCUUGUCGCGUGGUAUACGAUCUCCUGGGUGUCGUCGCCUCUCCGGAAAUAUCCUGGGCCAUUCCUUGCAGGCUAUACCAAUUUCUGGCGCCUCGCCCAGGUGUAUUCCGGCAACUAUCAGGAGAGGAUCAAGAAGCUUCACGACAAAUAUGGCCCGGUUGUCCGUAUCGGGCCCAACUUGCUCGACCUCGACUAUCCGGAGCUCAUCAAGACCAUCUACAGCACAGAUGGCAAAUGGCUCAAGACCCAGUACUACGAGAACAACUCGGCCAUGGUCAACGGCAAGCAGACCUUCCACAUCUUCAGCACGACUGACCCCGCCGAGCACGCCCGCAUGAAACGCCCUGUGGCCAAGUAUUUCUCCCUUGCCCAUGUGCUCGCCCUCGAGAGCCACAUGGACUCGGUCAUCACCGACCUGCUGAAGCACAUUGACACCCGCUUCGUCAAGACCAAGAAGCCGUGUGACCUCGGCGAAUGGAUCGCCUUCUACGCCUGGGACCUGAUCAGCUCAGCCACCUUCUCCCGCCGCUUCGGCUACAUGGACGCCGGGCACGACUUCGACCAGACCAUCACCAUCGCCGACAAAGCGGCCGACUACUUCAGCAUGGUGGGCCAGAUCCCCUGGGCGGACUACCUCCUGGACAAGAACCCCAUCAAGCGGAUCGGCCCGCCCAACCUCGACAACAUCACGCGCAUCUCGCUCAACUCGCUCAUCACGCGCAUGCAGGGCAAAGACCCCAACUUCAACCCCGCCACCCCCGACUACCUGCAGCACUUCCUCGAGUCCAAGUCCACCCACCCCGACCUCGUCGACGACGGCAUCAUCAUGGGCUACCUCCUGGUCAACCUGCUCGCCGGCGCCGACACCACGGCCAUCACCAUCCGCGCCAUCUUCUACUUCUGCCUGCGCCACCCGGCCACCUUCCGCCGCCUAGCCGCCGAGGUGCGCGCCGCGGGCUUCGCCACGGACAAACCGGCGCCGUACGCCGCCGCGCGCCAGCUGCCGUACCUCGAGGCGGUGGUGCGCGAGGCCAUGCGCCUGCACCCGGCCGUCGGCAUGCCGCUGGAGCGGUGGGUGCCGGCGGGGGGGCUGACCCUGCCCGGUGGGGGCGGCUACGUGCCGAAGGGGGCCGGGGUGGGGAUGAACGCGUACGUGGUGGGGAGGAAUAAGGGGGUGUGGGGGCAGGAUGCGGAUGAGUUUCGGCCGGAGCGGUGGUUGAGGGCGGAAGGGGGAGUCCGAGGAGGGGUUUAA
This is a messenger RNA of Chaetomium globosum CBS 148.51, 1356 nucleotides long. RefSeq lists its product as uncharacterized. The transcript has 4 exons. Bases 1 to 1356 code for a protein of 451 amino acids. The record is from RefSeq and is a predicted model, not a curated record. NCBI's taxonomy places the organism in Eukaryota, Fungi, Ascomycota, Sordariomycetes, Sordariales, Chaetomiaceae. Gene Ontology annotation, molecular function: oxidoreductase activity, acting on paired donors, with incorporation or reduction of molecular oxygen; monooxygenase activity; heme binding.